Messenger RNA from Diaporthe citri, 1263 nucleotides. RefSeq lists its product as uncharacterized. NCBI's taxonomy places the organism in Eukaryota, Fungi, Ascomycota, Sordariomycetes, Diaporthales, Diaporthaceae. Gene Ontology annotation, molecular function: dipeptidase activity. The record is from RefSeq and is a predicted model, not a curated record. The coding region runs from base 1 to 1263 and encodes 420 amino acids. The transcript has 2 exons.
AUGGAAUCGAGACCCAAGUACCUAGCCGAUGUCAACGAUUUCAUCGAGAAUAUUUCCAACGAAUUAUGGACGAUCAAUAGAAAUAUCCACGAUAAUCCGGAGCUCGGCUACGAGGAGCACAAGGCUCACGCACUACUGACGAGCUUCCUAAAAUCGAAGAAGGGGUGGGAGGUCACUACUUCUGCCUAUGGCAUGGACACGGCGUGGGUGGCAGUUUACCACAGUGGUGAAAAGGGCCCGGUGGUAUCCUUCAACGUUGAGAUGGAUGCCCUGCCCGGCAUGGGCCACGCAUGCGGGCACAACCUUAUCGCGACUGCGUCACUUGCCGGUGGCCUGGCAACAGCUGAGAUAAUGCAGCGGAAACAACUCAAAGGGAAGAUUGUUCUCUUCGGAACGCCAGCAGAAGAAGGAGGAGGCGGCAAGAUCCGCCUUCUAGAAGCGGGAGCGUAUAGAGACCACGGGGUUGACCUGUCUCUGAUUUCCCAUCCGGGCAUCCUGCACGACAGUGCACUCGUUCAUACCACUGGUUAUACCCGGUUCAAAGCCGAAUAUUUUGGCCGUGAGGCACAUGCAGCUACUAGCCCGUGGUUAGGAAUAAAUGCGCUCGAUGCAGUGGUGAUUGCAUACAAUGGGAUCUCUGUGCUUCGCCAACAAACGAUGCCUGGGGACAUCAUCCAAGGGUACAUCACCAACGGCGGGUCGGCACCACAGAUCAUUCCCGGAUACGCCGCUGGGAUCUUUGUGGUGCGUGCAAACGCUCCCUCGGGCCUGGACACCCCUUCUCGCCUCGAGGAGCUGCGCAGAAAGGUCGAGGCCUGUUUCCGGGCCGGGGCGGAAGCGACGGGGGCCGAACUCAAGAUCACGGUGGAGGAGGCCUACGCCGAACACGUCCCGAACCGAGUGCUGGCCAAGUCAUACGCAAAGUACUGGAACGUACUGAACCCGCCGAAUCCAGGAUCGGUAGAACAAGACAUUCACAUUGGCGCGAGUACAGACCAGGGCGAUGUCAGCCACGCCAUGCCGAGCUUGAACGCAAGUUUCUCUAUCCCGCCUGGACCCGGCGGUGGGGGGCCGCACACUCCCGGCUUCGAAAAGGCAUCAGGGACGAAAGAGGCUUUCCAGAGGUGUUUGAGAACGGGGAAAGCAUUGGCUGGAACGGCGGUGGAUAUACUGGCCACGCAGGGCUUGCUGGACAAGGUCGUGGAUCAGUGGAAGAAGGACAUGGAGAAUUCCCAAUCGCGCACUGGGCUUCCGAUUUCAUGA